UGACAUGGAAGAUAAGGACGGCUAGGGACUUACUCCUUUGUUGUCUACCACAGUCGGUGUCUGCGCCAGGGCGCUUCCUCGCGUGAUGAGAUUGUUCCUCAAAUAUGGAGCAGACCCCUACGCCACCAGUAACUCAGGCCAGGGAAUCUUUCACCAUAUUUCUGACCGACUUAGGAUCUGCAAUGUCUACAAAUUAGGCUCCGCAUGGUUGGAAGAGAUGACCGAAAUGAUUGUAUCGCUUCUUCAAAUAGGAUGCGACCCAAAUCUCCGAAACAUAUGGGGAGUUACGCCUUCGGACAUGAUGAAUUCAACAUCGUCCUGGACCCUUUGGUGCCAGUGUCUCGAGAAAGUUGGUUUCGAUGUCGCUCAGCUACUUCAGAAAGACGACGAAGCAGACGGUAUCGAGUGGCUAGACAACGAAAUAGACGAGAGGUACGAGACUGUUGUCAUAGAGCAUGGAGGCCUUGAGUUAAACGAAAGUGAAGAGCUGGAGGACCUUACGACCGAAGGAAGUUCAUCUCGACACCGCGGAAGCCACCGGGUGUGGCAGUGGUGGCUGGCACCGUUUUUCAUGUUCGCAGCCAUGCAUUUUGAAGCCGCUGUGGAUCCGUGCCACAUCCACGCCCGCUAUCAUUCCGAUGGGCGCCCUUGCACAAACUACGUUGUGAAAGAUAUGUGCGAGCAUAGCGAUCAUCAAGACAACCAAUAUCCCCCGAUUUUUUCUGCACGCGAGGUUAGCUGGAGGAAGCAUGUUGCAUACCGCUUAUGGAAGAAUGGACUGCUUGGAAACGCAUACGAAGCGUCAAAUGAAUGGCUCAAAUCUACUUACCCUUGGCUUUUUAUCGACUGGGAUCAGUAGGGCGGUUUACCUUCACUUUGGGAUGUUUCACUUGCUUAGUUGCCGGUUAGCUAUCUACUCAGCCCCUACUAUCUAUCUAUUGUAUUCACGCUUGUCCACUACCACCGCCUCCCCCUUUCAUCCCCUACCCCC
This is a messenger RNA of Mytilinidion resinicola, 991 nucleotides long. RefSeq lists its product as uncharacterized. Bases 86 to 859 code for a protein of 257 amino acids. The record is from RefSeq and is a predicted model, not a curated record. The transcript has a single exon. Lineage: Eukaryota; Fungi; Ascomycota; Dothideomycetes; Mytilinidiales; Mytilinidiaceae.